AUGGACGGACUGGAGAGGAAGUUGAAGGAGGGUUUGGGCGCAACUUAUGUCGAGAUUGAAGACUUGAGCGGUGGAUGCGGGCAAAUGUACGAGGCUAUCAUCGUAUCACCACAGUUCGCCAAGAAGACUACUCUAGCACGACACCGGCUAGUUAACUCGACAUUGAAAGAGGAGAUUGCCGCGAUACAUGCAUGGACGCCUAAAUGUCAUACACCAGAAGAGUGGGAGAAGAAGAAGCCGCAGUAA
Alternaria conjuncta is the source of this 246-nucleotide messenger RNA. RefSeq lists its product as uncharacterized. The coding region runs from base 1 to 246 and encodes 81 amino acids. The record is from RefSeq and is a predicted model, not a curated record. Gene Ontology annotation, molecular function: 2 iron, 2 sulfur cluster binding. Gene Ontology annotation, cellular component: nucleus; cytosol. Lineage: Eukaryota; Fungi; Ascomycota; Dothideomycetes; Pleosporales; Pleosporaceae. Gene Ontology annotation, biological process: intracellular iron ion homeostasis. The transcript is spliced from 2 exons.